Mangifera indica (mango) is the source of this 1723-nucleotide messenger RNA. RefSeq names its product fasciclin-like arabinogalactan protein 16. NCBI's taxonomy places the organism in Eukaryota, Viridiplantae, Streptophyta, Magnoliopsida, Sapindales, Anacardiaceae. The coding region runs from base 138 to 1496 and encodes 452 amino acids. The transcript has 3 exons. The record is from RefSeq and is a predicted model, not a curated record.
AUCGACAACACCUCACCUCACAACUACAUUAACAUUUCAUCCUUUCUUUACCUUCCACCCACUUCUUCGUAUCGUUUACAAUCAUCAAUCUUUCACAUCUCCAAAAUUGUUCUUUCUUCUUCCCCUUUUUCAGCCUCAUGGAUCUUAACAUCUAUGGCGGCAACAUUUUCUUCUUCAUUUUUCUAAUCUUUCUUUCUUCCUCCACGACGGCCGCCACAUUGCCCUCUUCCGCUCAAAUCAACUCUAACUCCGUCCUCGUCGCUCUCCUUGACUCACAUUACACUGAGUUGGCUGAACUCGUUGACAAAGCGCUUCUCUUACAGACUCUUGAGCAAGCUGUUGGCAAACACAAUAUUACCAUUUUUGCCCCCAGAAAUGAAGCCUUGGAGCGCCAGCUCGACCCGGAGUUCAAAAGGUUCUUACUUGAACCCGGUAACCUAAAGUCUCUUCAAACCCUCUUGAUGUUCCACAUUCUUCCCAAACGAAUCCGAUCUUCCGAAUGGCCCAACGAGAACCAACCCGGGUCAACCAGGCACAAUACACUCUGCGACGAUUUCGUCCACUUAACCAGCAAGAGUUCGGGAAAGAAAGCGAUUGGUUCAGCCGAGAUUAUCCGACCUGAUGAUAUUAUUCGAUCCGAUGGAAUUAUCCACGGAAUCGAACGGCUGUUAAUCCCCAGAUCGGUCCAAGAAGACUUCAACCGCCGCCGUAGUCUCCAGUCAAUCGCCGCCGUGCUUCCACAAGGCGCGCCGGAGGUGGACCCAAGAACUCACAGACUGAAGAAACCGGCGGCACCGGUUCCAGCCGGGGCCCCACCGGUUCUUCCCAUAUACGAUGCCAUGGCUCCGGGUCCAUCGCUGGCACCCGCACCGGCUCCAGGACCGGGUGGGCCACACGGGCACUUCAACGGCGAGAAGCAAGUGAAAGACUUCAUUCACACGCUGCUACACUACGGCGGUUAUAACGAAAUGGCGGAUAUUCUGGUAAAUUUAACGUCGUUAGCGACGGAAAUGGGACGACUAGUUUCCGAGGGUUACGUUUUAACAGUUCUGGCGCCAAAUGAUGAAGCCAUGGCUAAGCUGACGACCGAUCAGCUGAGCGAGCCAGGCGCGCCGGAGCAAAUAAUAUAUUACCAUAUAAUUCCGGAGUACCAAACGGAGGAGAGUAUGUAUAACGCGGUGAGGAGAUUCGGGAAAGUGAAGUACGAUACGUUAAGGUUACCACAUAAAGUGACGGCGCAGGAGGCAGAUGGGUCGGUUAAAUUCGGGUCUGGGGAUGGAUCGGCUUAUUUAUUUGACCCGGAUAUCUACACGGACGGCCGGAUUUCUGUGCAGGGAGUUGACGGGGUACUGUUCCCGGAGGAGGAAAGUCCGAAGGUAACGAAACCGGCAAAUGUGAAGGUUGUUACGAAGCCAAGAAGAGGGAAAUUGAUGGAAUUAGCUUGUGGAAUGCUUGGAGCUGUUGGGCAGGAUUCCCAUUUCAUUACUUGUCAAUAAUUGCAUUAUUAAAGUCAAAAUUUGUAGCCACUCCGUUGGAGGAAGAGGGGGAUUGAUUCCUGGCUAAAAUAUCCCACAGGAAGGAAAAAAAGAGAGGGUUUGAUGUUAUUUUUAUUAUAAAUACUGUAAUUACAUAUCAUUUUUUAAUUUUUUUUUUUUGUUGUAACACUAAAUGCAACAAAUUUGGAAAGCUAUCUUCGUUUUAUAUCAUCAAUUGCUUGCGUUAA